AUAUUUGUACUGGAAAUUCUAGAAACAUUAAUGAAGUUAAAGUUAAUGGUGUUGGUGUUGAUGUUGAGACCACUCUCCCUUAUAGCCUCUAUGUAAUAGAGACAAGCUUCAAUAAUAUCUUUGAACCAACGAUUACAGAUAAAACUAACGCCAUAAAAUUAAUGCCACAAUUACAACAAUUACAACAAAUACCAAUGAGUUUAAAAACUAAUGAAUUUCAAUUUAUAUUUAAAUUCCCGAAAAAUGUACUUUAUUUUGAAAUAUCUGAGUAUAAAUAUACCAAUGUCAUAGCAGGUAGCAGUUAUUAUACACGAGAGAAUCCAUUGCCCGGUCCUGUCUCGUUACUUUUAAUUGGUAAUAUCUUGGAUAGAGGUUUCGAUGAUUUAGUUGGUUAUACCGAACGUAUGCGAAAAAAAGCGUUACAAACUCCUAGUUUCUCGAAAUCAUUUGUCAUUUGGACCCAAAAUCUAGUUGAGGAAAUGAUGGGUUUGUGGGAAGAUGGAUCUGAUAAAAAUGGAUGUUUUGAUACAGAACUUGUAGAAUGGAAUACAUAUUUCAAUGAAUUGUUGGCAGGACAAAACAGGAAACCCAAAAAAACUUUCAAGAAUGAUUUGCAUGAUGCAUCGAAAUUCUUUAAUAGCAUUAAAACUUUAAUUAAUCGUGACUGGUUAUUUAGCUUCGUUGAUGAGAUUAUUAGACAGAGAAGGAAAGAAAUUGAAUAUACCCUUCGAAACGAGUCACUACGAUUUGACAUGUUAACCUCUAUUAUAACAGAUCGUGAUAUUUGUGAAAUUAAAAUGGUCGAUGAAGAACAUACACAACCAAUGAACGACGAAAUAAUCCGUGGAGUUUUAUGGAAACAUUUGUCGCUGGAAUUGAUACGGUACACUGCCAACAUGUUUACUAUUAUCGUUUAUUACUUGGCAUAUCAUCCCGAUGUAUUAAAGAGACUUCGAGUUGAGCUUAACGCAUUCUUCAAAAAAAUGGGUGAUCGACGUCUAGAUCUCGAAAGUUUGUCGGAUUUAGUUUACACCGAUGCAAUCAUAGAAGAAUCAUCUAUAAU
Molecule: messenger RNA, 1063 nt
Organism: Funneliformis geosporum
Lineage: Eukaryota; Fungi; Glomeromycota; Glomeromycetes; Glomerales; Glomeraceae
Source: the annotation of a GenBank genome assembly